This is a messenger RNA of Penicillium egyptiacum, 1023 nucleotides long. The record is from the annotation of a GenBank genome assembly. Lineage: Eukaryota; Fungi; Ascomycota; Eurotiomycetes; Eurotiales; Aspergillaceae.
AUGGACCAUCAAGAAGAUAUUGUGCCGACCGAUUUCCUGUUUCGCCCAGCAAAAAAGCGCAAGUUCAUGCGAAGACGUCCCGAUUAUGAGACCCCAGACACCGAAGAGGCUGAUGAUCAAAAUGACAGCCCUGGCGCGUCACAACCUCCAGGGAGCAAUAAUAUUCGGCGUCCACGGGCAGUUCGAAAAGGUGGCAUUGGGUUUUCUACCGCGUCACGACUAGGAGAUGGUCAAGGCCAGCAACUAGCGCUAGUACCAGCAGUUGGAGAAACUGAGGACGAGAAGAUACGAGCAAUGAAUGAACGUUUCACAGGAUAUACCGGUCAGACGGUGGAUGUUGACAAGCACAUGUACAGAUCCUUUCCUACAAUUGAUCGUCGCGUUCGUUUGAUGUGGGCUAACGAGAUAAGGAUGGCAUUCAUAGAUUCCGAGAUGGCUAAGCGCUACCAACCUGAAUCAAGGCCGGAUAAUUCAGGUCCCAACCAAGCAACGCAAGAGGAAGCUGCCGGGGGGCUGUCGGUAUCUGGACACCAGACUCGCGAACCUGCAUCGCUAGGAAAGCUCCACGAAAUCGACCUCGGCCAAGAAGCCACAUUGCGAAACAUUGCACGGACAGAAGCUGUGACUCGGCAAAUGGCCGAGAAGGGAGAAUUGCCGACAUCAGUUGAUCAUGCUACUUCAGGGACGGGUCCAGACGGCAAGUCAUGGCGCAAUCGCAAGCAGAGGACAGAUGCAGACAUCGCAAGAGAUCGUCUUGUGGAGGAGGUACUACGUGAGAGCAAAUUGGAAAUUUAUGAUGAACAUGAGGAGGAAAACCAGGUGGAUGACCAACAGGCUGCUGAUGACCGAGUCGCUGAGCAAUUCAGGCGAGACUUUAUGGAUGCGAUGCAGUCUCGGCGUCGAAAUCGGCCUGCAGCAAAACCGGUGGCUAAUGUCGAAGCGCCUCGGGGUCCGAAGCUUGGGGGGAGUCGCAGCGCAAGAGCUGCAAUGCGGGAAAAAGAAGCACAGGCCGGGAAGAAAUGA